Molecule: messenger RNA, 1289 nt
Organism: Corylus avellana
Lineage: Eukaryota; Viridiplantae; Streptophyta; Magnoliopsida; Fagales; Betulaceae
Source: RefSeq, a predicted model, not a curated record
AUGUACACUUUUGUGCCUUCCGAUGUUUGUCUUCUCCGAGAUUUUGUAUACCCAUUGGUUCGUCACGAACCAAAUUUAUUUCCUCAUCCAUUUGUUCACAAAUUACAUGAUAAAAGUGACUUUCCCAUCUAUAUCGAUCAUAUCGAUGUUAUUUUCCAACCUUCAGACCAGAAGAAGCACUACUUUGUGAUGCUAGAAGGGCCUCCAGUUGGUAUAGAGAAUUCGACAUCAUUCCUAGGAGAAAAAACGUAUUGGAGGAAAAGUGACGAAUGGGAUAUUUGUGAAUCGGGAUAUACAUAUGGGGGGGCUACUAUGUACACGUACAUAAGUAAUGAAAGUCCCAGGGAUUGGUAUAUGACUAUAUAUCACGUAAAUCCACAGGAAGUGCUGAAAUGUGGUCCGGUUGAAUUGGGAUUGCAUCAAGUUGAGUUGCGGUGGAAAGCUGUCAAGAUUUCUCCAGUAUAUGUACACUUCAACCCUUUCAUUCGGGUGCCCCUAUCAAUAUUGCCACCACCAUUAUCAGCAUCAUCAGGUAUGUACGCAUUUGCUCCUUCAGAUAUUUGUCUUCUUCGAGAUUUUUUAUACCCCUUGGUUCGUCAUGAACGAAAUUUGUUUCCUCAUCCAUUUGUUCACCAAUUACACAGUCGAAGCGAAUUGCCGCUUGAUAUAGAUGAGGUCAGAAGGAGAUUCCAAAUUUUGGACCGUCGUUUCUGUGACAAGUACUACUUUGUGAUGCCAGAAGGGCCUCCAACUGGUGAAAAUAAUGCCAUAGAGAUUGGAGGAACUAAAAUGUUUUGGAAAAAUUUUCAGGAAACGUGGACUAUCUUUAAACGUGGAUUUGAAUAUGGGGAUUUUACUGUGUAUAGAUACAUACUUGGAGAAAGGGAGACCGAUUGGUAUAUGGUUAUAUAUCACGCAAAUCUUUUGAGCGUACGAACAUAUGGCCCAGUUGAAUUGGGAUUGAAUCAAGUUGAGUCUUUUUGGGUAGCUAUCAAGAUUUUUUCAAAUGAUGCAUCUAUGUCGGUUUUCAAUCCUGUGUCACUCCCUGGACCAGCACCACCAGGUAUUGAGUCACCACCACCACCACUACCACCGUUGUCACCAACAGCAUCAACAGGCAAUAAGCGCAACUGUCACCACCCACCAGCACCAUCAGGUAAUAGACGCAAUAAGCGCAACUGCUACUGUCCACGAGCAUAAUCAAGCAACAAGGCACCACUAUUUUCAGUUCAUUAUUGUUAAUUUUGUAUACAAGAAAGGCUUUGUGCAUAGAGUUGCUUUUAAGUGCG